Molecule: messenger RNA, 876 nt
Organism: Scheffersomyces coipomensis
Lineage: Eukaryota; Fungi; Ascomycota; Pichiomycetes; Serinales; Debaryomycetaceae
Exons: 2
Coding region: 1-876 (291 amino acids)
Biological process (GO): thiosulfate transport; succinate transmembrane transport; phosphate ion transmembrane transport
Molecular function (GO): thiosulfate transmembrane transporter activity; sulfate transmembrane transporter activity; succinate transmembrane transporter activity
Source: RefSeq, a predicted model, not a curated record
AUGUCUACAUCUAGUCAAAAAGUUAAAUAUCCAUUUUGGUAUGGUGGUGCUGCCAGUAUGAUAGCUUGUUUGGUAACCCAUCCUUUGGAUCUUGCAAAGGUUAGAUUACAAACAGCUACUACUCCGGGUCAAUCUUUAAUAUCAAUGAUUUAUCAAAUCAUUUCCAAGGAAGGUCCUUUAAAGAUCUAUUCUGGUUUAACUGCUUCAUUAUUAAGACAAGCUACUUAUUCAACUACUAGAUUUGGGAUUUAUGAAUUCUUAAAGGAAUCAUAUAUAGAAAAAACUCAAAAUCCAAAACCAAGUACUGCUGUGUUAUUACCAAUGUCAAUGAUUUCAGGUGCUAUGGGUGGUUUAGUUGGUAAUCCAUCUGAUGUGGUUAAUAUUAGAAUGCAAAAUGAUUCAACUUUACCAAUUGAACAAAGAAGAAAUUAUAGAAAUGCUAUUGAUGGGAUUAUUAGAAUUUGUAGAGAAGAAAGUGUGGGAUCAUUAUUUAGAGGUUUAACUCCAAAUUUAGUUAGAGGAGUAUUGAUGACGGCAUCUCAAGUUGUAACUUAUGAUAUUGCAAAGAAUAUAUUAGUGGAUAAUGUACAUAUGGAUCCAACUAAGAAAUCAACUCAUUUCAGUGCAUCAUUAUUAGCAGGUUUAGUUGCUACUACUGUUUGUUCACCAGCUGAUGUGGUUAAGACAAGAAUUAUGAAUGCUAAAGGUGCUGCUGAAGGUAGUGCUGUAACUAUUUUAACUAAUGCUGUUAAGAAUGAAGGGGUUGGAUUCAUGUUCAGAGGUUGGUUACCAUCUUUCAUUAGAUUAGGACCUCAUACUAUUGUUACUUUCUUAGCAUUGGAACAAUUAAGAAAGUAUAAAAUAGGAAUGUGGUGA